Lotus japonicus is the source of this 1724-nucleotide messenger RNA. Its product is annotated as dof zinc finger protein DOF1.7-like. The transcript has a single exon. Gene Ontology annotation, biological process: regulation of DNA-templated transcription. Bases 215 to 883 code for a protein of 222 amino acids. Gene Ontology annotation, molecular function: DNA-binding transcription factor activity; DNA binding. NCBI's taxonomy places the organism in Eukaryota, Viridiplantae, Streptophyta, Magnoliopsida, Fabales, Fabaceae. The record is from RefSeq and is a predicted model, not a curated record.
ACAGUAACUGGUUAGAUAGAGAAGGCAAAAUUAUGAUUCUAUUUGAAGUCUGAGCUUGUGGUCUCCCCACGCGGAUAAACUGAGUGGCAAUCAUAACACAGAGCAUUCUUCCUAAAACCCUCAUCAAUCUCUUCAACUUUCUUCACAAAUCAACCAAAACCAUUUCCACAAAGCUCUCAAAAACUGCUUCAAAAUCAACAACACUUUUAGCAGGAUGCAAGACCCAACAGCAGCAUUUCAACAACCCAUGAAGCCCCAGUUCCCAGAACAAGAACAACAGCAGCUGAAAUGCCCACGUUGUGACUCCAUCAACACCAAGUUCUGCUACUACAACAACUACAACCUCUCUCAGCCACGCCAUUACUGCAAGAACUGCAAAAGGUACUGGACCAAAGGUGGCUCCCUCAGAAACAUCCCAGUUGGUGGUGGCUCCAGAAAGACCACAAAGCGUUCAUCAUCAACCUCCAAACGUUCUUCUUCAUCAUCAUCUUCCCCUUCACCUUCAAUCUCUUCUGCAACAAAUCCUGCAGCAACAGUGUCUGAACCGACCCGGGUCCACACUGACCCGGUUGGUGGAGGGAGUUUGAGUUUCAGUUCUCUUCUUGCAUCAAAUGGGCAUUUUGGGAGUCUCUUUGAGGGUAUGAAUUCAAGCAUGUCAGGUUUGAAAAUGGUGAAAAUGGGUGAGUUUGGGGAGAAUGUGAUGGGUUCUGACCCGGUUGUGAAGUCGGGUUCGGGUAGUGACCCUGAGUUGGAGAUGCAGAGUAAUGGGAGCUCAGAAUGCUUUCUGGGUAUGAGAAAUGGUGAUUCAAGCUCUUGGAAUAAUGGUGGUGGUUAUGGUUGGUCUGAUCUUGCAAUGUACACACCUGGCUCCAGCUUUCAGUAGAAGAAGCAGAGCAUAACAGAGCCUUUCUGGCUUAAUCUUAAUCAAGCUGAUUGUUUCAACUUUCAAUAUUUAUACUCAUGACACUAUCAUGACACUAUGGUUUUGUAAAGUGUUAUAGAAUUUGCUCAAGGCUAUGCAUACCACCAUAGCAUGCAGCUAUGGAGGAUCAUCAUCAUACGAGUAAUACCCUCUAGGUAAUAUCUUCUUAUUUUUCUUAAUUUUAAUAUUAUAUAUAUUUAUAUAUGCUUGUGAUUGGAUUGGAAAAGGAAGGAAGAUUGGCUCUUGAAGCAUGAUGUGAAUGUUUUUAGUUAUUUCAAUGACUUGGGUCAUCUCUCACAUUAUGUUUUUGCAUAGCUCUUGAAGCAUCCAUGGAAAUUUGGCAGUUUGCAUGACAAGUUUUUGUCAUAUUGUGCAUUAUAUUUCCAUAUUUGAGUGAAUGUGGGGGUUAUACCGGAAACAUUUAUCUCUUGUUUAUCCCUUGUCGCCUUGUUUUUUUAUUCAUAAGUUUCUUUAAUUAAUGUGAGUGUGUUAUUUUAUUUUUGUCAAAGGGUGUGUUUGUUUCACAAUUCAUACAAAUGUAAAAGCACAUUUACUUUAGUGCAUGUUUGUUUAAAUGAUAGGUGAAUGUAAUCUAACUCCUCACAUCAGUUGACCUUUUGAUCUCUGAAUGUGUGAGAAUGAAAUUUGGUGAAAGAGCCAACAGAAAAUCAGAGUUAAUCUAUCUCACCAACUCCAUUCACAUAAAGCACAUUGAAAUUGGUAAUUUGGCAUUUCAAACAACAAAAUGUGAUUGGAUAUUUGGAUGUACCAAUUAAUGUGAAAAUCAAACAUUUGAAUACCA